This is a messenger RNA of Phytomonas sp. EM1, 1193 nucleotides long. The record is from the annotation of a GenBank genome assembly. Lineage: Eukaryota; Euglenozoa; Kinetoplastea; Trypanosomatida; Trypanosomatidae.
GGACAUAUAAUAAUCAUCUCUGAAAAUGUCGUUGCCCUUCCUUAUGCAUCGGCCGCUUGAUGGCCCCGUAUUAGGCGUCUCCAAUCGCCUAAACAUGCGAAACGGCAGAACGAUCCCACAGUUGGGACUUGGCACGUAUCGAAUGGUUCAGAGUGAGGCUGAAACUGUGAUUGGUUACGCCAUCGGCUGUGGGUUUCGCCAUAUUGAUUGUGCUAAAGUCUACAUGAAUCAAAAGGAAAUCGGGGUUGCGUUACAGAAAUGCUUCAAAAAUAGGCUUGUUAAACGAGAAGAUAUGUUUAUAACGUCCAAGUUGUGGCCCACGGAUCAACAUCCUGAUAGUGUGGAAUCAGCCUGCCGUGAAACAUUGAGAGACCUGCAGCUAGACUAUCUGGAUAUGUACCUUAUACACUGGCCGGUAUGCUGGAGACACUCCUCCAAGUUUGAGACAGAGGAUGAUAAAUAUCCCAAAAAUUUAGAUGGGUCUCCAGCUGUAGUCGAAAAUGUGAGUCUUUCAGAUACAUGGAAAGCAAUGAGUGAAUUGGUAGAUAAGGGCAUCGUACAUUCUAUUGGGUUGUCAAAUUGUAAUGCGAUGCAUCUGAAGGAAGUAAUGGCGCAGGGCUCACUUAACGCACCUGUUCUCAAUCAAAUAGAGCUCCAUCCUGCGCUGGUUAACGAUAAAUUGAUUACCUGCCACCAGAAGAAUGGUCUGCUUACAGCUGCGUACUGCCCACUCGGCAUGCCAACGCAGACUACUCCCCCAGAAUUUACUCCCCUAACGAAUGAAAAGACAAUUAUGAUGCUCGCGGAGCAGUGUGGAUAUUCACCCCAGCGACUGUUGCUUAAUUGGAAUUUGGAUCGAAACAAUGUUGUAAUUGUUAACUCAAGUAAAAAAGAGCAUAUUAAGUCUAAUUCCAUGGCAGCAAAAUUUGCUCUUAGUGGUCCUGCGCGAGUUAUUUUGGAUGGAUACCAAGAAGUGGUGGCGAGUUUUCGUGUUUUGAAUCCAGAAAAUUUUAGACAACUCGGGAAACCAUUCUUUCCGUAGCUCAUAACUAUCCCAUAAAACACUUAAAAAAGAUUAUGUUGCUUGAAAAUGAUAUAGGGAAAUAUACUUCCGUACCAGCAAAACUCAAGUGAUGGUGCACUGCUUCAUGUGCGGUAUCCUCUAAUCGGCUUGUUACGGCUAUGACAAAAAG